GGAGCUGCCGCAGCGACGGUGCCGGGGCGGAGCCUCGCGGGCGGGGCGGGGCCGCCGCUCUCCGCGCGCCGGUUCCGGUUUAGCGGCGGGCGCGGAGCUCAGGCCUCGGCAGCCGCGGUGCCGGGGGCGUCAUGGCCGCGACCGCGUGGAUGCCCACGGUUUCUCGGUUGCUAGGUGCUUUCAAAAGCCAAAAAAAGGUGACCAGAAGUUUUGGUAAUGCUGUACAAACAGUAACUUUAAUCCCAGGAGAUGGCAUUGGACCCGAGAUUUCUGCUGCUGUUAUGAAGAUCUUUGAUGCUGCCAAAGCACCUAUUCAGUGGGAAGAGAGGAAUGUUUCGGCUAUCCAAGGACCAGGAGGGAAGUGGAUGAUACCCCCAGAAGCCAAAGAAUCCAUGGAUAAAAACAAAAUGGGAUUAAAAGGGCCCCUGAAGACCCCGAUUGCUGCAGGGCACCCGUCCAUGAAUCUGCUGCUGCGUAAAACCUUUGACCUGUAUGCCAAUGUGCGUCCGUGCGUGUCCAUUGAGGGCUACAAGACUCCCUACACGGACGUGAACAUCGUCACCAUCCGUGAGAACACCGAGGGCGAGUACAGCGGCAUUGAGCACGUGAUUGUUGAUGGGGUUGUGCAGAGCAUCAAGCUGAUCACAGAGGAAGCCAGCAAGCGCAUUGCAGAGUUUGCUUUUGAAUAUGCCAGAAACAAUCAGAGAAGCCACGUGACUGCAGUGCACAAGGCAAAUAUUAUGAGAAUGUCUGAUGGACUUUUCUUGAGAAAAUGCAGGGAGGCAGCAGAAAACUGUAAAGAUAUUAAAUUCAAUGAAAUGUACCUGGAUACUGUAUGUCUGAAUAUGGUUCAAGAUCCAUCUCAAUUUGAUGUGCUUGUUAUGCCAAACUUGUACGGUGACAUCCUCAGUGACUUGUGUGCUGGACUCAUCGGGGGUCUUGGAGUAACACCCAGUGGAAACAUUGGUGCCAAUGGCGUGGCCAUUUUUGAAUCCGUUCAUGGAACAGCACCAGACAUUGCAGGAAAAGACAUGGCCAAUCCCACUGCCCUCCUGCUGAGUGCUGUGAUGAUGCUGCGCCACAUGGGAAUGCACAAACACGCCUCCAAGAUUGAGUCAGCCUGCUUCGAUACCAUUAAAGAUGGAAAGGUCUUGACAAAGGACUUGGGAGGCAAUGCCAAGUGCUCGGAAUUCACAGAGGAGAUCUGCCGCCGAGUACGGGACAAAGACUAAACCUCCUGCUGCUGCUGCUUGUGACUGGAAGGACACAUCACAGAGUACAAUAUAUGUAACCUGAUAUCCACAUGCAUAGAGUUUGCUUCUCUCUUGAGGGCAGACUUUUUAGCUGAGGCCUCUCCAUUAAUAAACCUAGUCCAAAUGGCUACAAACAUUGCUUGUGCCUGCUUUCGGUGGACUUUUCCAAGUGCUUUGUCUUAUUUAUUUUUUUCUAUCUGGUGAACAUUUUUAUGUAAGUGAAUUCUUUUAUUGGCACUCUAACUGUUUAAUAUUUUCCAUUUCAAUUAGAGGGUUUAGAAAAAUUAUGCAAACAAACAAACCAGUAACAGAAUUAGUGAAAUAUAAAAGCACCUUAAUGUUUAAAACCUACUUUAUUGAUCUUGUUGAAUUUAAAAAGAUAGGUUUUCAGCCUAAGAGUAGCACAAGAUGAUCUUCAUACACAGAAAUGGGUAUAAAAUAACUUAAAAUAGCAAUUUUGUGUUAGAAACAAUGAGAAAACCACUUUAGUACUCUGGUGAUUCGUGAAAUACAGCCCUGCCCACCAAAGGCAUGAAUUAAGAAAUACAAAAUUCUAGAGAUUUAAUCUAUUUCUGUAUUUUAAAAAGAAACUUACAGCCAUUAACAAGGGGUGAAAAUAAAUGCUGAAGCAAAGUUUUUUUGUUUUGUUUUGUUUUGUUUUUUUUUUAAUCUAUAUACCAAAAUAAUUCUUACAAGUUUUCCUCUCUGAAAUACACUUUACACUCGAGUUCUAAUGAGGGCAAACUAUACAAAAUUACUUCUGCCAUAUAUUGUGAGGGGAAAGUAUUAACUUUGCAAAUUUACACUCAGUAUUUCAUGACUUCGGCUAGAAUGCUGUUUGUGUUGUAGUUUCUGCACAGUCUGCUCAGUGUGUCUUCCUGUGUAUUGACUAGUAAUUUUAUUCUAGAAACUCUGAAUGUAAGAGACUAAUCUAGAACUAAAUGGAUUAAGACAGAUCAGCGGUUUGGCUCUGGUGCCUAUAUUCCAGAAAUACAUUUCAUCCCUAUUCAAGGGGAUCUGAAUCUAUUUUUUCCUUGCUUACUAAGCUUAAUGAGUGCAAAAGCAACUGGUUGCCCUUCCCAUCAGGUGCAGAUCAUCACUCAAGUCCUUCUGAUCUGGAGCUAUCAAGGUAUUGCUUCCAUUCCUGUGCCUGACAAGGAAAUCGGUAUCGUCAAACUCCUUAGUGUGGCACAGGAUUAUCCCUCCUGCCAGAAGCAGGCUUACAGGCUCCUUCUAUUCCUAGAAAGUAACUAAGUGCAGUAAUAUCUAAUGCCACUGUUUUACGCUGGUUGUUUCAGAAGUAAAACAACUUUUGGAGUAACAACUUCUCGUGUCACUCUCUAAAGAAAGCAUCCAGCUUUUUUAUACAGUCUAACAACGUGCUGGAGGAGCUUUAUUCCUCCCAUACUCUGCUUUUCGUGAAUGGGGCAACAUUUCUUUGUGUUUUACAAGCUGCUGCUUCCUUGUUUUCUUCAGAUUAAUAUUGUUAAAAAAUUCUGAAUUACCAUUGCGCACAAAAUGGGGAAGAAUAAACUUUUCAAAGUCCUA
Molecule: messenger RNA, 2801 nt
Organism: Oenanthe melanoleuca
Lineage: Eukaryota; Metazoa; Chordata; Aves; Passeriformes; Muscicapidae
Gene: IDH3A
Product: isocitrate dehydrogenase (NAD(+)) 3 catalytic subunit alpha
Exons: 11
Coding region: 132-1232 (366 amino acids)
Biological process (GO): tricarboxylic acid cycle; isocitrate metabolic process
Cellular component (GO): mitochondrion
Molecular function (GO): NAD binding; isocitrate dehydrogenase (NAD+) activity; magnesium ion binding
Source: RefSeq, a predicted model, not a curated record